AUGUCAUCAAGAUGUUCCUGCGCGCGAUUGACGCGGCUCCCAACGGUCAUUGCCGCUAGACCAUCCUACAUCAACCUCACACGACCCUUCUCUACCAAGACGGCGAAACUUAGCGUGCCCCCCGAAUCCCCCGCCUGGAUCCAGGUCCCGACGCCGCCUCAGUCGCAGUCCUCCGAAGAGAAGCCCCCUGUCGUCAAGGGCACCCUCCCCACGCCCCGCGACAUCUUCCCGCGUAAGGAGGCCGACCGCAAGGUCCAGCCCGGCUACCUCGAAGAGACGGCGCCCCUUCCCACGGGCAAAGCCUCCACGAAGAUCGCCCCGCCCGGCUCACGCCUCGAAUACCGCCGCCGCAUGGCCGACUCCCGUCGCGAGAAUCUUGGCAUGGCCCUGCAGGGUCUCUACAAGCGCAAGCAGGAGCAUGUCGAGGCCGAGACCACCGUCAGGGAGCGCCGUCUUCGCGACCACCAGCACGCCGCCAUGGCCCCCGAGCGCCAGGACGACCUCCUUACACGCAGCUCCGUAGUCUCCUCCCUGGCCAAGACGACUGCUGUGAAGCUCGACCCCCGACGCUACGCCCGCGCGAACAAGAGCAAGGCCCGGACGGUCCAGCUGGCCAAGCAAAAGAGCGAGGCAAGGCAGGAUGCGCUGAUGGAGCUGUACAUCAACGCCUCCAAGUUCAUCGUCUCCGAAGACGAGCUGAGCAAGGAGCUCGACAAGCUCUUCUCCGAGGACUUCUGGAAGCGACAGGGCAAGUCCAUGGCCCACGACGCCGACAACGCCUGGGAUGUCUGGGGACAGCCUCCGACGGUGCGAACCAUGUUGGACGAGAUGAUGAGGAAGCAGCAGCGCGCCAUUGACUUCCAGCAGAGCGAGCAGGAUAAGACUGUCAAGAGGCAAAAGACCAUCGCCGAAGAGUUGACGGGCGGCAAGAUGGAGUAA
Messenger RNA from Colletotrichum graminicola M1.001, 939 nucleotides. RefSeq lists its product as uncharacterized. Bases 1 to 939 code for a protein of 312 amino acids. The transcript has a single exon. Lineage: Eukaryota; Fungi; Ascomycota; Sordariomycetes; Glomerellales; Glomerellaceae. The record is from RefSeq and is a predicted model, not a curated record.